AUCCGUACGCCAACAGUGACUGCAUCGAGAAUCGCUCACGCUCCUCGAUAUUGGUGUUUUUUUUUUUGACAAACGCCAUUUAGCUGCCAGCCCAUUUGAAGCGGCGUUUUGGCAACUGCCACGCCACGCCCACAGCAUCGGCCGGCAUCAGUGAGAGCGUGUCUUAUUUGGCCAAUUGAAGGAUCACCGGUUGCACCAUAAACAGCAUCAACGUGGCGCUGCACUCAACGGAAGCCUUGAUGGCGGCGGGCUUUCUCAAGUCGGGAGAUUUGGGCCCGCAUCCGCACAGCUAUGGCGGCCCACAUCCGCACCACUCGGUGCCGCACGGACCGCUGCCGCCGGGCAUGCCAAUGCCAUCUUUGGGUCCCUUCGGCCUGCCACACGGACUGGAGGCUGUUGGGUUCUCCCAAGGUAUGUGGGGCGUCAACACGAGAAAACAGCGUCGCGAGCGAACAACAUUCACACGGGCCCAGCUCGACGUUUUGGAGGCGCUCUUCGGCAAGACACGCUACCCGGAUAUAUUCAUGCGCGAGGAGGUUGCGCUCAAGAUCAAUUUGCCCGAAUCCAGAGUACAGGUGUGGUUCAAGAAUCGACGGGCCAAGUGUCGCCAGCAGCUGCAGCAGCAGCAGCAGUCAAACAGUUUGAGCAGCUCCAAGAAUGGCAGCGGCAGUGGCAGCUGCAGCAGCUCGGGCAAUGGUGGCCGCAACAACAACAAUAACAACAGCAGCAGCAACAACAACAGCUCCAGCAGCAACAACAACAACAACAGCAACAACAGCGGCAACAAAUCGAACCAGAAACAGAGCGGAUCGGGCCAGAGCAGCUCGAGCAAUGCCAGCGGCAAUGCGAGCAGCUCGGCGGCGGCCGCUGUCAGCGCUGCGGCUGUUGCGGCGGCGCAGUCCAUCAAGUCACAUCACAGUUCCUUCCUCAAUGCGGGCGCCGGCGGUGCCAACAACAACAACAAUAACAACAACAACAACGGCGGCGGCUCAACGCCCAGCAGCAGCAGCGGCAGCCACGGCGGCGGCGGCGGCGGUGGCGGCGGUGCAAGCAACUCGCAUGUGCACCUCUCAGCAGCGGCCGCGGCAGCGGCACUCAAUGUGACCGCAGCGCAUCAGAACUCCUCGCCGCUGCUGCCCACGCCGGCCACGUCGGUCAGCCCGGUGAGCAUUGUGUGCAAGAAGGAGCAUCUGGGCGGCGGCUAUGGCAGCGGCGGCGUCGGCGGCAAUGGCUCCGGCGUCGGUGUCGGCGGCGUCGGUGUGGGCGUGGGCGUGGGCGUCGGCGUGUCAGGGGACGCGCUGCGCUCGCCGUACGACACGCUGAAGGAUGCGGGCGGCGAUAUCGGCGCGGGUGCCCACCAUCAUCAUAGCAUCUAUGGCACGGCGGCGGCCAGCAAUCCGCGGCUGCUGCAGCCGGGCGGCAACAUCACGCCGAUGGACAGCAGCAGCAGCAUCACAACGCCCUCUCCGCCCAUAACGCCCAUGUCGCCACAGUCGGCGGCGGCGGCAGCGCACGCGGCCCAGUCCGCGCAGUCGGCAUCGGCCCACCACUCGGCCCACUCGGCGUACAUGUCGAACCACGACUCGUACAACUUCUGGCACAACCAGUACCAGCAAUAUCCGAACAACUAUGCCCAAGCGCCCAGCUACUACUCGCAGAUGGAGUACUUCAGCAAUCAGAACCAGGUCAACUACAACAUGGGCCACUCGGGCUACACCGCCUCGAACUUUGGCCUGUCGCCGUCGCCGUCGUUCACCGGCACCGUCUCGGCGCAGGCCUUCUCACAGAACAGCCUCGACUACAUGUCGCCGCAGGAUAAGUAUGCGAACAUGGUGUAGAAUCUGCUGUUCCAGUACUGCAGCAGCUCCGGCGGCAGCGGCGGGAGCAG
Messenger RNA from Drosophila hydei, 1888 nucleotides. It is a transcript of the gene oc, whose product is annotated as homeotic protein ocelliless. NCBI's taxonomy places the organism in Eukaryota, Metazoa, Arthropoda, Insecta, Diptera, Drosophilidae. Gene Ontology annotation, biological process: regulation of transcription by RNA polymerase II. Bases 240 to 1838 code for a protein of 532 amino acids. The record is from RefSeq and is a predicted model, not a curated record. Gene Ontology annotation, cellular component: nucleus. Gene Ontology annotation, molecular function: DNA-binding transcription factor activity, RNA polymerase II-specific; RNA polymerase II cis-regulatory region sequence-specific DNA binding. The transcript is spliced from 4 exons.